Molecule: messenger RNA, 6295 nt
Organism: Andrographis paniculata
Lineage: Eukaryota; Viridiplantae; Streptophyta; Magnoliopsida; Lamiales; Acanthaceae
Product: ribulose bisphosphate carboxylase large chain
Exons: 1
Coding region: 180-1640 (486 amino acids)
Biological process (GO): carbon fixation
Molecular function (GO): ribulose-bisphosphate carboxylase activity; magnesium ion binding
Source: RefSeq, a predicted model, not a curated record
GAAAGAGUAUACAAUAAUGAUGUGUUUGGUAAAUCAAAUACCAUGGCCUAAUAAUCAAUCUGAUUAGUUGAUAAUAUUAGUAUUAGUUGGAAGUUUUUGAAAAAUUCCCGUGAAUAGUUUCAUUAACGCCUAAUUCAUUCGUGUCGAGUAGACCUUGUUGUUGUCAGAAUUCUUAAUUCAUGAGUUGUAGGGAGGGAUUUAUGUCACCACAAACAGAGACUAAAGCAAGUGUUUUUUUCAAAGCGGGUGUUAAAGAGUACAAAUUGACUUAUUAUACUCCUGAAUACGAAACCAAAGAUACUGAUAUCUUGGCAGCAUUCCGAGUAACUCCUCAACCCGGAGUUCCGCCUGAAGAAGCAGGGGCAGCGGUAGCUGCCGAAUCUUCCACUGGUACAUGGACAACCGUGUGGACUGAUGGACUUACCAGCCUUGAUCGUUACAAAGGGCGAUGCUACAACAUCGAGCCCGUUCUUGGCGAAACAGAUCAAUAUAUUUGUUAUGUAGCUUACCCUUUAGACCUUUUUGAAGAAGGUUCUGUUACCAACAUGUUUACUUCCAUUGUAGGAAAUGUAUUUGGAUUCAAAGCCCUGCGUGCUCUACGCCUGGAAGAUCUGCGAAUCCCUACUGCUUAUAUUAAAACUUUCCAAGGUCCGCCUCAUGGGAUCCAAGUUGAGAGAGAUAAAUUGAACAAAUAUGGUCGUCCUCUGCUGGGAUGUACUAUUAAACCUAAAUUGGGAUUAUCCGCUAAAAACUACGGCAGAGCAUGUUAUGAAUGUCUUCGCGGUGGACUUGAUUUUACCAAAGAUGAUGAGAACGUGAACUCCCAGCCAUUUAUGCGUUGGAGAGAUCGUUUCUUAUUUUGUGCUGAAGCAAUUUAUAAGGCACAGGCUGAAACAGGUGAAAUCAAAGGACAUUACUUGAAUGCUACUGCGGGUACAUGCGAAGAAAUGAUGAAAAGAGCUGUAUUUGCUAGGGAGUUGGGAGUUCCUAUCGUAAUGCAUGACUACUUAACAGGAGGAUUCACUGCAAAUACUAGCUUGGCUCAUUAUUGCCGAGAUAAUGGCCUACUUCUUCACAUUCACCGUGCAAUGCACGCAGUUAUUGAUAGACAGAAGAAUCAUGGUAUGCACUUCCGUGUACUAGCUAAAGCGUUACGUCUGUCUGGUGGAGAUCAUAUUCACGCUGGUACCGUAGUAGGUAAACUUGAAGGAGAAAGAGACAUUACUUUGGGCUUUGUUGAUUUACUGCGUGAUGAUUUUGUUGAAAAAGACCGAAGUCGCGGUAUUUAUUUCACUCAAGAUUGGGUCUCUUUACCCGGUGUUAUUCCCGUGGCUUCAGGGGGUAUUCACGUUUGGCAUAUGCCUGCUCUGACCGAAAUCUUUGGGGAUGAUUCCGUACUACAGUUUGGUGGAGGAACUUUAGGACACCCUUGGGGGAAUGCGCCAGGUGCCGUAGCUAACCGAGUAGCUCUAGAAGCAUGUGUACAAGCUCGUAAUGAAGGACGUGAUCUUGCUGCUGAGGGUAAUGUAAUUAUCCGCGAGGCUAGCAAAUGGAGUCCUGAACUAGCUGCCGCUUGUGAGAUAUGGAAAGAGAUCAAAUUUGAGUUUGAAGCAGUGGAUGUUUUGGAUCCAACAAAAUAAUUACUCUCCGUUCUCUUAAUUGAAUUGCAAUUAAACUCGGCUCAAUCAUUUUAGUAAAAGAUUGGGCCGAAUAGAACCAUUCUAUUGCAUGUAUUUUGGAUAAAUACAUAGAUCUCGAGAUAGAGAAGAUUUCAAAUAGCAAAUUGAAGACUCAAAUGGUUCUAUUGUCGUCUUGGAUCCACAUUUAAACCUAUGGAUCCUCAGGAUUGGUAUAUUCUUUAUAGAUCCUGUAGUUUGGCUGAAUCAAGCGAAGUAUCACAAAUUUUUGACCCAUCCUGUAUAUUGUCUUUUUCGUUCCGUGUUGAAAUAGACCCUUAAUUUCUUACUUCUUAUUAGUUAUUAGUUAGUUAUUAGACGAGAUUUUACAAAAAAAUUCUAUCUAGGGUAGAACAAAUAUUGCUUUUUUGUUCGACGCGAAGGCGAAGACAUAGGAAAAAGCACUUUUUAUCAUUCUAUUUAAUUUCGAAUGAAAAGGGAUUCCAUCAUAUUACUAUAUAGUUAUAGUAAAAUCUUACCUCCGGAUUCCCACAAAAUAAAAGAUAAUCACUUCUUAUUAAUAAUUUAGUAUUUCGCAAUGAUGUAAUUUCUAUGUUUAGUCUGAUGGGAAUUCAAAGACAAAUAAAGAAUUGCGGGUCGAAUGACUAUUCAUCUAGUGUAUUUUUAUGCAAAUAAAAUAGGGGGCAAGAAAACUCUAUGGAAAGAUGGUGGUUUAAUUCGACGGUGUUUACCAAGGAGUUCGAACACAGGUACGGGAUAAAGAAAUCAACGGACAAUCUUGGUCCUAUUGAAAAUACUAGUGAAAGUGAAGAUUCGAAUCAAAAAGGUGGGGCUAAAAACAUUCAUAGUUUGGGGGGUCGUGACAAUUCUAGUUACAGUGAUGUCGAUCAUUUAUUUUUGGUCAAAGACAUUCGGAAUUUCAUCUCUGAUGAUACUUUUUUAGUUAGGGAUAGUACUGGAGACAAUUAUUCGAUCCAUUUUGAUAUUGAAAAUCAGAUUUUUAAGAUUGACAACGAUCAUUCUUUUCUGAGUGAACUUGAAAGUUCUUUUUCGAGUUAUCGAAAUUCUAGUUAUAGGAAUAAUGGAUCUACGAGUGAAGAUUCCUUAUACAAUUGCUCGAUGUAUGAUACUCAAUCUAGUUGGAAUAAUCACAUUACUAGUUGCAUUGACGAUUAUCUUCAGUAUCAAAUCUGUAUUGAUAUGUCCAUUGUAAGUGAUAGUAGUGACAGUUACAUUUCUAGGCGCGUUUUUGAUAAACGUAGAACUAAUAGUGAAAGGGGGGGAUCCAGUAUACGAACCCACGAGAAGAGCAGUGAUUUAACUCUAGGAGAAAAGUCUAAUGAUCUCGAUGCAAUUCAAAACUACAAGCAUUUGUGGGUUCAAUGCGAAAAUUGUUAUGGAUUAAAUUAUAAGAGAUUUUUGAAAUCAAAAAUGAAUAUUUGUGAACAAUGUAGAUAUCAUUUGAAAAUGAGUAGUUCAGAAAGAAUCGAAGUCUCGAUCGACCCCGGUACUUGGGAUCCUAUGGAUGAAGACAUGGUCUCUCUGGAUCCGAUUGGAUUUCAUUCGGAGGAGGAGACUUAUAAAGAUCGUAUUGAUUCUUAUCAACGAAAGACAGGAUUAACUGAGGCUGUUCAAACAGGCAUAGGGCAACUAAAUGGUGUUCCCGUAGCACUUGGGGUUAUGGAUUUUCAGUUUAUGGGGGGUAGUAUGGGAUCCGUAGUCGGGGAGAAAAUCACUCGUUUGAUUGAGUACGCUACCAAUCGAUUUCUACCUCUUAUUAUAGUGUGCGCUUCGGGGGGGGCACGCAUGCAAGAAGGAAGUUUGAGCUUGAUGCAAAUGGCUAAAAUAUCGUCUGCCUUAUAUGAUUAUCAAUCAAAUACAAAGUUAUUUUAUGUCUCAAUCCUUACAUCUCCUACUACUGGUGGGGUAACAGCUAGUUUUGGGAUGUUGGGAGAUAUCAUUAUUGCCGAACCCAACUCCUACAUUGCAUUUGCGGGUAAAAGAGUAAUUGAACAAACAUUGAAUAAAACAGUCCCCGAGGGUUUACAAGUCUCUGAAUAUUUAUUCCAGAAGGGCUUAUUCGACCUAAUCGUACCACGUAAUCUUUUAAAAAGCGUUCUGAGUGAGUUAUUUAAACUACACGCCUUCUUUCCUUUGAAUUGAAAUUCUAUCAAGUAAGUUCAAUUAUUUUAUUUGUAGCAAACAAGUAGUUAACUUAUCGGAAUUAAAGUAAAUAAGAAUGGAGUUUUCUUUAAUGACUUAAGAUCGAAUUGUAGAAAGAAUCAAAAGUUGAGGAUAACUCUUUUUUUACCGGGAUUCCCAUUAAGAAGUCUCUAUCAAAAGAAGUCUCUAUCAACAAGAUAAAAGCGAGAGUUCUUCCUUUCGUGAAAUUAGACAAACAAAACGAAUUUCGUCUUACAUAAAUUCAAAUCAAAUAUAGAAAAGAUAGAUAUAUAAUUUUCUAUUUUUCUCCAUCUACCGAAAAUUCAAUUUUCACUAAAAAUUCCGGUUGUGUCGCAUUCUAACGAAUCUUUCGAUAAUUUGUAACAAACUCUUUCUUUAGUAAAUUUGAAGACAAGAACAAAACAUAACGAAAUAAAAUAAAAUAAUCAAGUUUAUUAUCAUACGUAUCUUUCAUGUAGAAAGAUGAAUUUAUUUAGUUCUCCAUUUUCUACAUUCCUUAGAUUUCUUUUAUAUACUAACUUAGAUAUAUAUAGAUACUUAUAUUUUCUAUUUCGAAUAAGAAUUUUCAAAUUAAAUUAAUUAAUAAUAAUAACGAAUUCCUAAUAAUCACAAUUCUGAAUUAUAAUAAGUAUAAAUAGAAAAUAGAAAAAAAAACAAAUUAAUAAUAAUAACAGGUACAAUAUAGUAAAUCGAGGUACCAUUUUAUGACAACGUUCAAUCUUCCUUCUAUUUUUGUGCCUUUAGUAGGCUUAAUAUUUCCCGCAAUUGCAAUGGUUUCUUUAUUUCUUCAUGUUCAAAAAAAAAAAAUUGUUUAGGACGCAAUCUCAGCCGUUUUUUUUUUUGAAACUGUAGCAUAACACAGAUAUUUAUUUCGGGAAAUGGAAAUAUAGUAUAACAUGUGAUUUCCGCCGAAUAUAAAGGAAAAAGCUCUUAUGCCCGCAGAAAAUGAUCUCUGGAUAAAUGAAUCCUAGCUAGUUUCAAAUAGAUCAGCAUCGCUGGAUGCAGAAAAUGUAAAGUUGGUGGAUCCAUAUGUAUAUUGGGGUCCUCUGAAGGGUAUGUUAUUAUUUUAGAUCUAACCAAUUUGAUGAAUGACUCCUAAAGCUUCACAUUAAACUAGUGCUAGUUCACAUCAAACUAGUGCUAGUUGAUGAGAGUUCCUUCGGAAACAAAAAAGGAAGGGCAAAAUGGGUAUUCUCUCAAUUCCAAUAAAAUACAAUCGGAUCAAGUAUGAGUUGGCGAUCAGAACAUAUAUGGAUAGAGCUUAUAACGGGGUCUCGAAAACUAAGUAAUUUUUGCUGGGCCCUUAUCGUUUUUUUAGGUUCAUUAGGAUUCUUAUUGGCUGGAACUGCCAGUUAUCUUGGUCGAAAUUUGAUAUCUUUUGUCCCAUCUCAGCCAAUUCUUUUUUUUCCACAGGGAAUUGUGAUGUCUUUCUACGGGGUCGCGGGUCUAUUUAUUAGUUCCUAUUUGUGGUGCACAAUUUCUUGGAAUGUAGGUAGUGGGUAUGAUCGAUUCGAUAGAAAGGAGGGAAUAGUGUGUAUUUUUCGUUGGGGAUUUCCUGGAAAAAAUCGUCGUAUAUUCCUCCGAUUCCUUAUAAAGGAUAUUCAAUCCGUUCGAAUAGAAGUUAAAGAGGGUAUUUAUGCUCGCCGUGUCCUUUAUAUGGACAUCAGAGGCCGGGGGGCUAUUCCGUUGACCCGUACUGAUGAGAAUUUGACCCCACGAGAAAUUGAACAAAAAGCCGCGCAAUUGGCCUAUUUCUUGCGCGUACCUAUUGAAGUUUUUUAAAAGGAACUUAGCUGAAGAACGAAUGUUUUCUCAGCAGGAGGGAAAUCCUCUUGUUUUCUAAAUGAAGUUUCGUCAGAACAUUCAGUCCAGCCAAAGCCGGGGUAUAUGGAACAACCAUAAAACAAAACUUUUUUUUCGUUCUUCUUCGAAGUGAUAAGAUGCAGAUAGAGCAUAUCUUGUAGAUUUUUUCCUUUUUGUCAAUCGAUAUUUUUUUAUCUUUUCGCUUGUGUUCUUUACUAACCAAUAAUCGAUUUUCUUAGUAAUGAAAACUGGCCUUUUUCUGUCUUGUUUGUUUUGCCGCUCCUUUUUUUGAUCAUCACACUAUCUUUCUCUCAAUCAUUUGAUUCUUGGAUAUGUCGAAUCGUUGCAAUUUUUUUGCAAUUAUUGGAUAUUUUGAUAGAAAACGAGUUCCUUCGUCUCAAAAUAUUAAUAAUAUUCAUUCCAAACAAGUGUCUCCUUUCAAUGAAUGACGGAAAGAAGCACUUGUUUGGAAUUUGGUGAAUCGAGAUAUCCGGAAAGAAUAUUUUUGAUUAUUUCUUCAUUCGAAUUCGCAGUUCGAGGCGGAGUCUUAGUCUAUUUCUGUAUUCUUUCUGGAUUUAAACAAAAUCAUAAAUCAAAUAGAUUCAGAGGUUUGAUACCUUAUUGAGAACUCAUAUUAAAAAAAAAAUAUUCGAUCACAUAGAAUCGAGAAA